UUCAUCUAAGGCUGUAAAAGCCCCAGAAAAACGGCAUACUGACACUGCCUGUGUGCUCUCAAGAUCUGUGUAGUUGGGGUCAAAGCAAACAAGCAAAUCUGAAAAUGGUGAAUAUCAAUGGAGGCAGUGAAGUUGACUCUUCUAGCUGUCAAAGAAAAGGCUCAGUAACUCAUGUCAUCUUCGACAUGGAUGGCCUUUUACUAGAUACAGAAAAAUUCUAUACAGAGGUGCAGGAGACUAUACUUGCAAGAUACAACAAGACUUUUGAUUGGUCUUUGAAGGCAAAAAUGAUGGGUAAGAAGGCAAUUGAAGCUGCUCGAGUAUUUGUUGAAGAGACUGGUAUUAACGAUAAGCUGACAGCUGAAGAUUUCCUUGUGCAAAGAGAGGAUAUGCUGCGGGACAUGUUUCCAACUAGCGAACUCAUGCCAGGAGCCAGCCGCUUGAUUAGGCACCUCCAUGCAAAUGGAGUACCAAUAUGUGUUGCAACAGGUUCUCACAGACGGCAUUUUGAGUUGAAAACACAAAGGCAUGGUGAACUUUUUUCACUGAUGCAUCAUAUUGUUCUUGGUGACGAUCCUGAAGUAAAACAAGGCAAACCCUCACCUGAUGGAUUCCUUGCUGCAGCUAGAAGAUUUGAGGGCGGACCUAUUGAUCCUCAUAACAUACUCGUCUUCGAAGAUGCUCCUUCUGGUGUCCUUGCAGCUAAAAAUGCUGGGAUGUCUGUUGUUAUGGUUCCUGAUCCUAGGUUGGACAACUCAUAUCAUGAAAUUGCUGAUCAGGUUCUGAGUUCCCUACUGGAUUUCAACCCCAAAGAUUGGGGGCUGCCUCCAUUUGAAAACUGAAGGAUUCACACACUGUCAAGUUGAGUAAUGAUUGAUUAUCAUAGAAAAGAGAAGUUUUUGGUUAUUGGUAUCACUUCUAAUUGCUAUAGGAAUUCUUUUGUGUUUGUGAUGAUCAUGUCAUGAGAAUUAACUAAUGCAGUUGUUGGCGUCUAAAUAUUAUUGAAAAUUUUGCAAUACGUCCAGAUAUUGCAACCA
Molecule: messenger RNA, 1037 nt
Organism: Coffea eugenioides
Lineage: Eukaryota; Viridiplantae; Streptophyta; Magnoliopsida; Gentianales; Rubiaceae
Product: (DL)-glycerol-3-phosphatase 2
Exons: 6
Coding region: 105-842 (245 amino acids)
Biological process (GO): glycerol biosynthetic process
Molecular function (GO): sn-glycerol 3-phosphatase activity
Source: RefSeq, a predicted model, not a curated record